Molecule: messenger RNA, 1116 nt
Organism: Labeo rohita (rohu)
Lineage: Eukaryota; Metazoa; Chordata; Actinopteri; Cypriniformes; Cyprinidae
Gene: fsaf1
Product: chromosome 20 C1orf131 homolog
Exons: 7
Coding region: 113-853 (246 amino acids)
Source: RefSeq, a predicted model, not a curated record
GAUGAAGAACGUAUUGACGGAAAGUGAGAGAGGACAUUUCGCGUGUAUGAUGCACACACGUGAAACCCACGAAAACCAACAGUGUUUUUAAAACGUGUUUUAUUUAUUAAAAAUGAGCGUAACAAGAGAUGAACACAGCGGAGAGGCAGAUGACGAUAGUUCUUUCCUCGAUCAAGUUCUGAACAAGUUGUAUGAUUUUGGUGAUGGAAAAAACAAAAGAUUGAAAAAGUCUAGGAAAAGAAAGAACUCGGCUAAAGAUGACAUGAACGAUACUGAGGAAAAUACAGAUACUGUCUGUCAUAACACAGACUCUGAGCAGCUCGUGACAAACACAACAGUAUGUGAAAACAUGCAGUCUGGAGCUGAACAAUCCAGCGUGGAGGUGGUUACAUUUAUUGAUCCUCUGAAGAAGAAUAAAUUAUCAAAGCCUGUUGAACCAAGGCAGAAGGUUCCUGAUGUCAAAGAAAAUAAGAAAAAAGGCUCAGAUGAGAAACUAACAAUAGAAAAGGCUCGGUUUGAGGUUCACAAGUUUGGACUGACAGGGUAUCAUAAGCAGCAGCAGAGGGUCUUUGAGCAGGACAGAGCCGUCAUGCUGGGAGCCAGACCCCCUAAAAAGGAGUAUGUUAACUACAAAGCAUAUCAAGAAAUAAUAAAAGAACAGAAGAUAAAAGCGAAAGAGGAAGCAAAAUCUGAACCACAUAAGAAAAAAAGGAAAGAUGGAAAAUCAAGGUUUGAGAAAAGGAAAUCAUCUAGCGGAGGAGACAUUGGUGGACAAGUUGGACGCUUCAAAGAUGGAAUGCUGGUCUUGAGCUCAAAAGACAUUCAGAAAUUAAAAGUUAAAGUGAGAAAGUAACGGUGGAUGAGCGACUGAAAUGAAAGAACAUUUAAAUAUGUUUAAAAUUUCACAUUUUGACUUGACUGAAAGUAAAAUGUGCCAUACUUUACCUCAGUCAUUUUACGUAUAACACAUUCACAAUAGUUUCUUUUUUCCCUCAUUGUUUGUCCUACUGACAUUAUGCAGCUUACUGAGGUGUACUUUUCUACAUGAUUUGACCAAUUUUAGGACCCAAGCCUUUUCUGUUGACCCAGAUAUUAUAAAUAAAUCGCCUUAAAUCA